Molecule: messenger RNA, 1417 nt
Organism: Pseudomyrmex gracilis
Lineage: Eukaryota; Metazoa; Arthropoda; Insecta; Hymenoptera; Formicidae
Gene: Fa2h
Product: fatty acid 2-hydroxylase
Exons: 6
Coding region: 281-1336 (351 amino acids)
Biological process (GO): lipid biosynthetic process; fatty acid metabolic process
Cellular component (GO): endoplasmic reticulum; membrane
Molecular function (GO): heme binding; fatty acid 2-hydroxylase activity; iron ion binding
Source: RefSeq, a predicted model, not a curated record
UCUUGAUAUCUCGUUACGUGGAAAUACUAACCUUGAUAAUCGCAACGAUACCAUAUUUGCUACGAUAAUGUUGUUUAUAAGACGUUACUGUGAUCAUUGAGCCCUCCCACGUAACAUUUACGGGAAAAUCUUAUCUGGUAUAGCAAAUUACCAAGUCGUAGUAACGUGUCAGUCACUUGGUAGAAUGCAUCGAAGCUAUAUCGCGAGUUUCGUCGAGCACCGGUGAAUUUUGUCAUAGCCUUGACUUAGUUUUUUUUUUUUUUUUUUAAUACUUUCGGGAAUGAAUAUUCGUCGAGAUAAUCCUCGUUCGAGCGCGACGAUAACAAACAACGAUGAUGUGGGUGGCGAAAAUGAAACGGAAAAUUACCGUCGCAACGACAUCGCGACGCGAGAAACCGACAACUCGACCGAGUUUCUCAUCAAGUAUCGCGACCGCGUUUACAAUAUUCGCAAUUUUUUGCAUCAUCAUCCCGGAGGAAGAAAUACACUCGAGCGUUACAAGGAUCGAGUUCUCGACGAAACUUUAGCGAAAUAUUCACAUUCCAAGUCCGCUUAUCAUCUUCUCGAAGAAUUCGCUGUGCAGCAACAGGAGAAGUACGACGGGUGCGAAGAUUUGAUAGACUGGAACGCACCGAUUUUGCAACAAGUUGGCCUCAUGGGAGAUCGAUACUGGGAAUGGGUGAAUUUACCGGUGAACCGGCCCAUUCGAUUUUUCCAAUCGGAUAUUUUGGAAACGUUAUCGGUCACGCCGUGGUACGUUCUGCCGAUUUUCUGGCUUCCCAUGGCUACGUAUUUCUUUUACGUGGGAUGUAGUUCGCACACUGCGAUAAAUAUCGCGGUUACGUUGCAGAAUAUAUUACCAUCGUUCGUCUUGGGAGUGUUCAUAUGGACCGUUGUGGAAUAUUUCGUACACAAAAAAAUUUUUCAUUUCAAGCCACCGCACAAUUCAAAAUUACUUAUUACUCUGCACUUCUUGUUCCACGGGAAUCAUCACAAGGCGCCAUUAGACGGACGAAGGCUGGUGAUUCCACCGAUACUUGGCGCUAUUGUUGCGGCAAUCGUUUGGAAAGCUUACAAAGCGAUGUUUCCUCUGACGAUAGCUCCUUUUGUCGCUGUCGGUACCAUAAUGGGCUACUUAUGUUAUGAUCUGAUGCAUUACUACUUGCAUUACGGAGCGCCGAAAGCUGGAUCGUAUUUGUAUACGAUGAAAAGAAGACACAACUAUCAUCACUUUGUAUAUCAUGAUCAAGGAUUUGGAGUAACUAGUGAGUUGUGGGAUCGAUUACUCAAUACGGAUUUAAUUAUGCGAAAUUUAAAAGAACCAUUGGAAUGGUAAAACGCUUAUUAAAAACUAAAGUGCUGAUCGCAUAUUUAUUAAUUACAUAUAUUUAAUAUACAUGUAUGUAUGUAAUUUAUU